Molecule: messenger RNA, 2986 nt
Organism: Manduca sexta (tobacco hornworm)
Lineage: Eukaryota; Metazoa; Arthropoda; Insecta; Lepidoptera; Sphingidae
Exons: 15
Coding region: 256-2769 (837 amino acids)
Source: RefSeq, a predicted model, not a curated record
AUUUGGUUGAUUUCGUACACAGCCUGAUGUCACAAUGAAUAAAAUAGGCAGAUUCAGAAACGCGUGUGUUAUUUGUGAAAGAAUUCAUUGUGUGUAACAUUUUAUAUUCUCAUGGUUGUAAAUCUUUAUACGUGAUAUAACAUAUUAAAUUUGAUCACUGCAUGUAAAAUGUAUCGUAUAAAAAAUGCAAAGGUUUUGUAAAUACCUUACAGUGAAUUUUGUAGCUAUUUAUCGUAACCUCAGACAAAAGGCGCAAUGUUACAAUUAAACAAUUUAUUAAUCAGUUUAUUAUUUACAUUUAUUAUUUAUGUGAUCUCUGAAGACUACGAUAAUGACGAUAAAUUAUACAUGUUGGUGUCACCUGACCAGCAUCAGCGCACUCCGCGGCUGGAGGACUUUUUUUGGACGGGUUCGGGGGAUGGGCCGCCACCACCUGCCGACCCUACAACCCUCGCCCCAGUGCAGCCUUCCACCCCGCUGGUGCGAACCACCACAGUGCUCGCCACCGUCUACCUGGACUCUUAUCCUCCCCAGGCGGUGACGGAUAAAUCGACAGGAGAAUGUGUCCUCAACUGUGGGGAGCCGGUGAUGCCAGACAGUCUGGAGCCAGAGAUCCCAGAGGAUCGGAGAUAUUGGCUCCUAACUGUCAUUCAGGGCUCCGCUCCGGACAGUCUGCAGUUACGACUUGCUCGGUUAUAUCAAAAAGCAUUUUUAAGACAACAAGAACGACACUUGGGCAUAAUAAAAUCUUUAGAUGCACCAACAGCGCGAAAGAAACAUGAUGUACAUUCAUUUAUAGUAAACAAAGACAAUAUCAACCCAGCAACUCACAGUAUAAGUUCACAACACAAAUACCUUGAAUCCUCCAAGGAAAUACCAUGGGAACCUGUUAAACCUACUACUACAUCUUCAUCAAAAAUCGAUGUAGCUUCUAUUACCGUGUUUAAUAUAUCUAAUACGGAAUUAUUCGAAGCUUCGGAAAUGUACCGCAUCGAUAACGUAGAUCCGAUUUCAAUGAGUUUAAAAAUAAAAGCGACAAAACUAAACGAAGUGCAUACGUGGAUAUUAGCUACCCCAACUCUUGUUUUGAGAAAAAGAGAAAUUGGAGAUACAGAAGAGAAUAAUAAAGAGGAACUUGAAGAAGUAAAGGGAGAUUUAAUAGACAUCCCUUUAGAGACCGAAGGCAAUGAAACAAUGUUGUUCAAAAGAGAAAUAAUAAGACCUGAUCAACAGCCGCCCGUGCAGGUGCACAUACAAAAUAUAACAGAGUCCCCAGAAACAGGUUCGGUACAAAUAGUGUACGUGGUGUUAGUGGGUGGCAGAGCGGUGCCAGCGGCGGUGGCUGCGAGGGACAUGAGGCUCGUGAGGGACGCUGAGGUCGCCAAGGAACUGGGCGCUGUAGUCACUACUAAGGCAGAGCCAGCGUACCUGAAGGCGGCGGAGGGGUUGGAGGGCGAGGCGGGUGCGGGAGGGGUGCACGGCACAGAACUCUGGGCGCUGGCUGUGGGAGCUACUGUUGCUAUAUUACUGUUGAUCGUGUUGUUGGCGCUGUUGUGUUUUGCGCACAGAAAGAAUCAAUUGAAGUCGGCCGCGUCCUUACGAGCGUACAGAAACGAGCUGAUGAGGGAAGCCGAACGAAAUCAGUUGAAACAAGUUCACGAAGAGAAAGAUGGAAGGCUGGUAAGCGUGGUAUCUCCCAGUAGAACGAGGCCCAGUAGUACGUUGCUUCCUAUCUACAGAGCAGCCAGUGCUUCCAGUUCAUCAACAACAUCGUCCGGAGUGUCCGAAGUGGCUGCUGCGCUACGUCGCAGACAGAAGAAACCACAUGCGUUAAGAAUGCCUCAGAAAAAACGAGUUGGAACGACGGACAGUCUGCUGGAGGCGGCGGGGCUGGAUAGUUCGGACAGCGGGCAGCCUUCAGCGCCGAAUACACCCACUUCCUACCUCUCCAUGCCCUCAGUCACUUCAUUUCCGAGAGGAAACGUGGUGGAACCGCUCUCGAGGAUAUUAGAGCCAGUAUCGGUUCGCCAUCUGGACAUCGACUCGCCAGUCUCCUCGCCCAAGGCCAGGGAACAGGCCAGGGCAAAAGACGUGGUGCCUCGCAGACAGAUGGCGUCACAGCUGGUCCGGCUCGGCAGCAUCGACAAGGACCCUGGGGUGAUUGGGCCCUUGGUCUGGGAUCUGCACUGUCAAAGGAUUAAGGAUGCUUCCAAACCUUCGACUCCUGUGAAAUCAGGCCGCAAGGACGCAGGCCCGUCGCGCAUGCGCCAGCGAUUCAACGAAUUGAUGGAUGACGCAUUCACGCUGUUCGGCAGCGCAGGUUCGAGUCCCAACUCGCACGACACGUAUACUGUCGACACAGAGAAGGCCAACGUGGACAAGGACAAGAAUAAACGGGAAGGAGAACAAGUCACGCAAGCGCGCAAUGACAAUGUACGCUUGCCAGGAUCACCUUACACUGCUAUGGACACCGUAAGAGGGAAAUCCGCCGGUCCAGGCCGAGGCGGGAAGGCCAGCAGCAGUGCGGAGGGGGCGCGGCCCCGUACUUCCUUCACACGGCCCCUUGCAGAGCGCAGAGCCCCGCCGCCCGCCCGGGCCUGGGGACCCACGCCGCCUCAGUCCGCAGGUCGCCCCCCAGCGCCCGUGGUGAACCCCGGACUGAUAGUGGCGGAAGGCCGGCUGCCUCCAGAGGACCCCGCCGUGCCUCUCAUCUCUGCCAUCAAAACCGAGAUACAACGCAUCCGAGAGAACGCCACUAAACCUUCGUAGUCUUUACUUCGUUUCACAGCGCCAAAUAUAUAAGGAUUUUGCAUAUUUUAGGGGCUUUGGUAGAAUCUUGCUGUUGAGUUUUGUUUAAAGGAUGGGUCGGCUGAAAUAGAGAGGAAAAUCUACAGAACCGAGUAAACAUAAAUGUGCCAGUAAUGUAAGAAGUAAAAUAUUUCCAACUCCUCCCUAUCUUUCUAUUUGAUUAAUUUCGUUGCGGGAU